AUGAUUGUGCUACUACUUCUCGUAUGCUCCCUGCUCGACGCGUUUCCUGUGUACGAGGAUCUUUCCCUCGACUUGGCCGAUCCGCCAACGUUACGCCCUCAUCAUCAUCAUCAUCGGAAGCAUCACCGCCGACACAAGAAACGGAGAAGCCUCAGCUCGAAGGAGGGCGAGACAAACAACAAUCGACGUGUCAUUCAG
Molecule: messenger RNA, 198 nt
Organism: Mesorhabditis spiculigera
Lineage: Eukaryota; Metazoa; Nematoda; Chromadorea; Rhabditida; Rhabditidae
Source: the annotation of a GenBank genome assembly